GGCGGACUUCCGGGGCGGGCGAUCCGGGACGAAAGAGGAGUGUCUGACAGUUGGCGCCGCCGGGAGGGACGGCGGGCGGGGCGAAUGGGCGCGGGGCCGGUAGGCCAGGCUGGCUGUGGGAAGUCACUGACUAUAUACUGUGUUCCUGGCAUGUAGAAAACACUCAAAAGGACCUUACUCCAUGGGCAUCGGAAUCAGGGAGAACUUGUUUUUGAAUCCCAGUAAGGCUCCAGGGAGCAGGGUCGGGGCCAGGGAGACAAUGGUCUCAGUGACUAUGGCCACUUCCGAGUGGAUCCAGUUCUUUAAGGAAGCCGGCAUUCCUCCAGGACCUGCUGUUAAUUAUGCUGUGAUGUUUGUGGAUAAUAGGAUCCAAAAGAGCAUGCUGCUGGAUCUCAACAAGGAAAUCAUGAAUGAGCUGGGCGUGACUGUGGUGGGUGACAUCAUUGCCAUCCUAAAGCAUGCCAAGGUGGUACACCGCCAGGACAUGUGUAAAGCUGCCACUGAGUCGGUGCCCUGUAGCCCCAGCCCGCUCCCAGGCGAGCUGCGCCGUGGUGCCUCUAGUGCCGCCUCCCGAAUGAUCGCCAACAGCUUGAACCAUGAUUCCCCACCCAGCACUCCCGCCAGACGGCCAGACACCAGCACUUCCAAGAUCUCCGUCACCGUGUCCAACAAGAUGGCAGCAAAGAGUGCCAAGGCUGCUGCAGCCCUGGCCCGCAGGGAGGAGGAAAGCCUGGGUGUUCCCACCAAGCGUCGCCGGGUCACUGCUGAGAUGGAGGGGAAAUACAUCAUCAACAUGCCCAAGGGCACCACCCCUCGGACCCGCAAGAUCCUAGAGCAGCAGCAGGCGGCAAAAGGUGUCCACAGAACGUCUGUGUUUGACCGCCUCGGUGCUGAGACUAAGGCAGACACGACAACCGGGAAUAAACCCACAGGAGUUUUCAGUCGCCUCGGGGCCACCCCAGAGUUGGAUGAGGAUCUGGCGUGGGACAGUGACAAUGACAGCAGCAGCUCUGUCCUGCAGUAUGCUGGGGUCCUCAAGAAGCUAGGACGGGGCCCAGCCCAGGCCAGUCCCCAGCCAGCACUGACUGUCAAAGCCAAGGCCACAAGCUCAGUGACAACGGCUGCUACCCCAACAGUGCGUCGCCUGACUCUUUCCUCACGCCCUGCACUUGAGAGGAAGCCGGAGUCCCUGUCCAAAGUCAGCAUCAUUCAGAGACUGGGCAAGGCCACCCUUGUGCCUGAGGCCCAGGACAGCCAGGUCACAAGCACCAAGAGUAAGUCCUCGGCUGAGGUCAAGGUCACCAUUAAGAGGACUCUGGUGGGGCCCCGGGGGAGCAGCUCCACUGAGGGCCUUGGUGCCCAGAUGGACCACGCAGGCACUGUGAGCGUGUUCAAAAGACUGGGCCGCAGGACCUUCUAGCCCACGUGCGGGCCGGGCGCAGAUGGCAGAAUUGCCGGCGUGCCUCGGCCCCUCUCCUGGCCCCUUCAGAGCUGCCCUCGAGGGCCUGCCUGCCCACCUGCCAGCUCCUGGUGACACUGCUUGUCUCCCUCAGCACGCACACUGGGCCUGAGCACGCGGGAUGGCACCACUGCUCCACGGGCUCUGGGACUCCUUGCCCGCCCUCUGUUCCCCACUCUCUGGCCACGGCCUUGGCAGGAUCCACUUUUCUACCUCUUCCAAGUGCCAAGUGCCGUUCGUCCCUCCUGCGGCCCCUUCCUUCCUCUCAGCAGCAGUGCUGCCUCAAACCCCAGCUCCUUAGCUCUUUCGCCUGCCACACUCGAGUGGGUGUCCCUGGGGGUCUCCCUCCUCCCCACACCCAGCUUUUCUCCCUCCUCUGCCCCUCCCCCUUGCUGUAACUGCUCUUUCUUCCUCUUCACUCUGUUCAUUUCUCUUCUGUUUUCUGUCCCUGU
Sciurus carolinensis (gray squirrel) is the source of this 1911-nucleotide messenger RNA. It is a transcript of the gene C16H19orf47, whose product is annotated as chromosome 16 C19orf47 homolog. Gene Ontology annotation, cellular component: nucleus. The transcript is spliced from 10 exons. Bases 182 to 1420 code for a protein of 412 amino acids. The record is from RefSeq and is a predicted model, not a curated record. NCBI's taxonomy places the organism in Eukaryota, Metazoa, Chordata, Mammalia, Rodentia, Sciuridae.